AUGGGAAAGUCGUACCCAACGGUGAGUGAAGAUUACGAGAAGGCCAUUCAGAAGGCGAGGAGAAAGCUGAGGGGAUUGAUCUUCGAGAAGCAAUGCGCUCCCCUUAUGCUCCGUUUGGCAUGGCACUCGGCGGGUACGUUCGACGUGAAGACGAAGACGGGUGGUCCAUUCGGAACCAUGAAGCACGAAGCUGAACAAAAGCAUGAAGCUAACAGGGGGCUUGAUAUUGCUGUCAACCUCUUGGAGCCUCUCAAGCAGCACUUCCCUAACAUUACAUACGCUGAUUUUUACCAGUUGGCCGGCGUUGUUGCCGUUGAGGUUACCGGUGGCCCCGAAGUUCCUUUUCACCCUGGCAGAGAGGACAAGGCUGAUCCACCUCCAGAGGGUCGCUUGCCCGAUGCAACAAAGGGUAAUGACCAUUUGAGGGAGUUGUUUGUGCAAACAAUGGGACUCACUGAUCAAGAUAUUGUUGCCCUUUCUGGUGCUCACACCCUUGGUAGGUGCCACAAGGAUCGUUCUGGAUUUGAGGGUCCUUGGACUUCCAAUCCUCUGGUUUUUGACAACUCAUACUUCACGGAACUGGUGGGGGGCGAAAGGGAGGGACUUUUGCAGCUCCCAACUGACAAGGCAUUGCUGGAGGAUCCUGUUUUCCGCCCUCUUGUUGAGAAAUAUGCCUCAGAUGAAGACGCAUUCUUUGCUGAUUACACUCAAGCUCACUUAAAGCUCUCCGAACUUGGGUUUGCUGAUGCCUAAUUAAGAAACGGGACACCAGGAGCGAUCUUGAAGGAUCACAAAUUCUCUUUAUCUUUCACUUUAGCUUACAUGAUUUUUAAGGCAAUGACUUGUGAUAGAAUCCAGAUACAGAUUUUGAGACUA
Arachis duranensis is the source of this 876-nucleotide messenger RNA. RefSeq names its product L-ascorbate peroxidase, cytosolic-like. The record is from RefSeq and is a predicted model, not a curated record. Gene Ontology annotation, biological process: hydrogen peroxide catabolic process; response to reactive oxygen species; cellular response to oxidative stress. The transcript is spliced from 7 exons. Bases 1 to 753 code for a protein of 250 amino acids. Gene Ontology annotation, molecular function: heme binding; peroxidase activity. Lineage: Eukaryota; Viridiplantae; Streptophyta; Magnoliopsida; Fabales; Fabaceae.